AUGGCAGUGAUUCCGGCAGGCGUGUCCGGCACCGGCUUGGGUCUGCUGCAGGCUGCGAAGCAGCGCCUGGGCAGCGGCGCCUUUGAUGCGGUGAUCCUCAUAGUGUUGUGCCUCAUCUUGGUGGGGUUCCUGGCGUCAGCGGCGGUUUGGCUCCACAAGAAGGAGGAUGAGCCCGUGCCGACUCCAACCCUCAGCGCCGCGGACUUUGUGAAGUUCACAGCGCAAAGGCCGCAGACCCGACUGCCACCGCGGACCAGCGCCAGCAGUUCUGGGAACGAGGAGGCCAAGCCUACCGGCCCCAAGCGGGCGCAGGAGUGGCGCCCGACAUUGACGGAGGCCAAAGACGUGAAGCGGCGCCUGGUGGUGUCGCUGCGGCCCCCCAUCAUCGGGGAGGCCCAGCAGACUACCUGGCACGUGCUGGAGGGAGGCUUGAACAUCUUUUCGCUGCGCGCGGACGAAUAUGAGGAGGGAGGGCUUCUUGUCGAGUCCAGCAGGGGUGUCGUCGCCUCUGUCCGGACCCAGGAGCUCCACUCCUCUGACUGGAAGCCCCCUGAGAUCUUCACCCAAACCGGCGAGGUCUUCGCAGAGAUCCAGGAGGAGAGGCUCUUCGGCGCCAAUAUGCUGCUGCCGGACCAGAUUGCCAACUUGGGCCGCCGCUUUGUGGCCAAAGAUCCGCAGGGCCGCACCUUGCUGCGACUGUCUGGCACCCUGGAAGAUCGGCGCAUGCAGAUCAUGGAUGCCAUGGGCUACGUCGCUUGCAAUGUGUCGCAGGGCGAACACCCUCAGGAGAAGAUCUUAGACCUGGAGGAGCAUGUGGACGGCGAGUGCUCAUCCUUUGCAUGCUCUUCGGUGCCGAGAAGCUACGACUGGUGGCCCAAGCGGCGCGCGGGGAAGCCAUCGGCAACUGAACAUCUCGGCUCGGCCACCUCUCGGCGCGCAAAAGAAAAAAAGCCGCCGUAG
Effrenium voratum is the source of this 960-nucleotide messenger RNA. The record is from the annotation of a GenBank genome assembly. NCBI's taxonomy places the organism in Eukaryota, Dinophyceae, Suessiales, Symbiodiniaceae.